Molecule: messenger RNA, 762 nt
Organism: Didymodactylos carnosus
Lineage: Eukaryota; Metazoa; Rotifera; Eurotatoria; Philodinida; Philodinidae
Source: the annotation of a GenBank genome assembly
AUGGUUGUAGUUUCAGCUGCAUACGUUCUAAACUCCGGUGCUGAUUAUUAUACAUCAUACAACGAAAUUACAAACAAAACACGGAUGACAUACCCCUGGCAUAUAACUCGUACGACGUGUCAUAUAGUAGCGUACACAGUCAAUCCAUUUCUUCUUAUACCAGUACUUAUUCAUCUAUUGGUAACUUAUCGUAAUAUUGCAAUAAAAAGUGACAAAUUAAGGAAACUGUUUGUGGAAAAUCACCAGGACAUGGAAUUGGGUAUUGCUGAAAUAACAGAACGGUCUGAAAAAUUAUUUUUCUUCAAUAAAAAUGUCAAUGAGAGAAUUGAAGUACGACCUGAAGUGAGACAUGCGAAUAUUUUUGCAACUGUUUAUCUUGCAUGCUGUUUGACUUGGUCAAUAGGCACUGUUUAUUACGUUUUUAAGACUAGAGCGCCAGUCUUAGCUGAACUUGGUCUGUAUUUAAAAUGUAUUGCACAUUUGGUAUCCUACGCAACACUGGUGUUAUUCAUGUGGCAGACGAACGGAAUUAUUGACGAAAUGAAAGAAACCAUCACAAUGAGAUUGAGUUUAAAGUUGUUAAAGAAGGAAGAGCCAACUACUGAUAUCGCUGCCUUACAAGCUGUACUGAAAUACAGUGAUCCGUAUGCAGAAAUAUUCAAAAUGAAACCCUCAGUGCCGGGUAUCGUUAUAACAGUUAUUUCAACUGGAGCACCUAUAUUAGUGUCAUUGAUUAAGAAAGAAAUAUUUGGUGGCAUAUGA